Messenger RNA from Nestor notabilis (Kea), 1089 nucleotides. Its product is annotated as XK-related protein 2-like. Gene Ontology annotation, cellular component: membrane. Lineage: Eukaryota; Metazoa; Chordata; Aves; Psittaciformes; Psittacidae. The transcript is spliced from 3 exons. The annotation marks the transcript as partial. The record is from RefSeq and is a predicted model, not a curated record.
CUCAUCUUCGUGCACCGCGACAUCAGCCGCGACCGGCCCCUCGUAGGGCUCAUGCAUCUGCUCCAACUCGGGCCCAUCAUCAGGUGCAUGGAGGCGCUGGUGGUGUACUGCUGGUCGGGGAGGCAGGAGGAGCCCUACGUCACCAUCACCCGCAAGCGGCGGCUGCGGAAGGGCUACGAGGUGGAGAUGGAGCAGGAGAUGGGCCACUCGGAGCGGCGGCUGGCCGUGCACCGCAACGCCUUCAAGCGCAUGGCGGUCAUCCAGGCCUUCCUGGGCUCCACGCCACAGCUCACCGUCCAGCUCUACAUCAGCAUCCUGGAGAAGUACGUCCCUGCUGCCCGAGCGGUCCUCAUGGGCAUCUGCCUCGUGUCGGUCACCUACGGAGCCCUCGUCUGCAACGUCCUCUCCAUCCAGGUCAAGUACGACGACUACAAGGUCCAGCUGCGGCCACUGGCCUUCCUCUGCAUCGUGCUGUGGCGCAGCCUGGAGAUCUCCACGCGCGUGGCCGUCCUCGUGCUCUUCAGCACCGUCUUCAAGCACUGGAUCAUCCCCAUCGCCUUGGCCAACCUGCUGGUGGUCUUCUUCACGCCCUGGGUGCAGUUCUGGCGCAGCGGCACCCGCCUGCCCGACAACAUCGAGAAGAACUUCAGCCGCGUGGGCACGGUGGUGGUGCUUUGCGCCUUCACCCUCCUCUACGCCAGCAUCAACAUGUUCUGCUGGUCGGCCGUGCAGCUCAAGCUGGCCGAUAGGGACCUCAUCGACAAGUCGCAGGACUGGGGCCGCUUGGCUGUGUACUACGUGGCACGGCUGAUGGAGAACACGGCCCUCGUUGUCCUCUGGUACUUCUUCAAGACGGAUGUCUACGAGAACAUCUGCACCCCGCUGCUGGUGGUGCAGCUGCUCCUCGGCUACUGCAUGGGCAUCUACUUCAUGCUCCUCUUCUUCCAGUACCUGCAUCCCUGCCGACAGCUCUUCCAGCACAACGUUGCUGACUUCUUGCACUGUGUCUGCUGCCACCGGCGCCCGCCGGGCACCCCUCUGCACCUCCAGGCACCGUAUGAGCCUGGUGUGAGGCACAGCAUCGUCUGA